Musa acuminata AAA Group (dessert banana) is the source of this 5295-nucleotide messenger RNA. RefSeq lists its product as uncharacterized. Gene Ontology annotation, biological process: DNA integration. The transcript has a single exon. Gene Ontology annotation, molecular function: nucleic acid binding; RNA-DNA hybrid ribonuclease activity. NCBI's taxonomy places the organism in Eukaryota, Viridiplantae, Streptophyta, Magnoliopsida, Zingiberales, Musaceae. The coding region runs from base 1 to 5295 and encodes 1764 amino acids. The record is from RefSeq and is a predicted model, not a curated record.
AUGUCAGGCGACCAGCGAAUCCACCUCGGCGGAUCCUCAAAUACGGAGCUCCCCGCCUUAUGGGAACAGCGUGACGAAACCCACGACGAACGCCCCGCAGCGGUAUCAGAACGCUACUGGCGACUGUUCAACGACCCGGGCUUGGCGCCCCCCGGCGGUGCACCCGCCGACCCGUCGCAAGUGCCACCUGAGGCCUUUCAUGACCUCGCCCACCAGGUCCGAACUUUGACAAGCAUAGUGCAGACCAUCGUCUCCCAGCGAACGUCUUCGCAGGCAGCGCCGCCUUCGCGGCAACAGGAGCCCCCCGCCCGGACCCACGUGCCACUCACAGAACUUCCUGGCUCGCCUCGAAACCCCACAACUCAUCCCGGGAGUCGGGAAGCAGAGGACACGGUGAGCCAUCCCGAACCUGAGGCUCCGACUGUCGAUUCGACGAACGCUCUACGAGCUCAGCUGUGCCUCGUCAGUCAAAGGCUUGACGAGGUACAACAGGAAGUUCGUAAGUCAAAGGGAGAGCUCGGGGCGGACGGACACCGAGGAUCUCCGUUCAUCCCCGAGAUACAGGACCAGGCGAUCCCGCCGCACUUCCACCUCCCCUCACUGGAUGCGUACGACGGCGCAGCCGACCCGGCGGACCACGUGGCUGCUUUCCGGGCCCAGAUGGCGCUAUUCGGGACUUCAGACGCCCUGAUGUGCAGGGCGUUCCCGACGACUCUGCGGGGACCAGCCCGCGCGUGGUACAGCGGCUUGAAGCCAGGGACCAUCGCCUCCUUCGACCAGCUCGCCAAGGAUUUCGAGCUUAACUUCCUGACGUACGCCCGGCCAAAGCCGUCCAUGGCGUUGCUCUUGGGGCUCAACCAGAAGGAGGACGAGCCCCUCUCCCACUUUGUGAACCGAUUUACAACACAAAUCCGGGGACUAGCGGAUGCUCACCCCUCUCUCUUGAUGCAGGCCUUCAUGGUUGGCCUGCGGCCCUCCAGGUUCUUCUGGUCACUCGUGGAGCGGCCCCCCGUCGCGGUCCCCGAAAUGCUCCAACGUGCCAGUCAGUUUAUCGCCGCGGAAACCUGGAUGGCUGGAAAGCGGGAGGAGCACAAAAAGGUCAAGUCAGAAUCGCCCCGACAGCAACAACCUACCGCCUCCCGGCGAAAGUUGGACAGGCCCGACCCCAGGCCUCCUCUUCCCGCCUUGAAUUCUUCCCGGACUGAAAUAUUCUUACACGAGAGAGGGAAGGGGAUGCUCAGGGACCCUCACCCGAUGAAGAACCCGCGGGAGCUCGCAGACCGUUCAAAGUAUUGCCGAUUCCAUCGACAACACGGGCACGACACUGAGCAGUGCUACGAGUUGAAGAGACAAAUCGAGGAGCUCAUCCUCAGAGGUCAUCUCGGCCAAUACCUCCGGCCAAACAAGGAGCAGUCACCUCGCCUAGAAGGCCCUGUCGAGCGACACAUCGAUGUCAUAGCCGGAUGCCCCGCAUCCGGAGGAAAUUCCAUGUCGGGCAGAAAGGCGUACGCCCGGUCCGCUCCCGACAAAGCCUCGGGACACGAGCCCGAGCCCGAGAUCACCUUCCCAACCGGAGCUGCUGAGCGACCCGACCACGACGAUGCCUUGGUGAUAUCGGCAAGGGUAGCCAACGCGCAAAUGAGGAGAAUCAUGGUCGACACGGGAAGCUCGGCCAACAUACUCUACUUCAGUGCCUUUCAGAAGCUGGACCUGGCCAGGGAAAAUUUAAGCCCGAUCUGCUCAGCGCUCACCGGCUUCACGGGAGAUUCAAUAUCGCCCCUGGGAGCCAUUACCUUGCCUCUGACCGUGGGGACCCCGCCAAGAUCGAAGACCGUAAUGACUACGUUCUUGGUGGUCGACCUUCCCACCGCUUACAAUGCCAUACUAGGUCGACCGACCCUCAACAAGGUCAGAGCCGUCGUCUCGACCUACUAUAGGACCGUCAAAUUCCCGACUCGCGAGGGGGUCGGGGAGGCCACCGGAAGCCCCCGAGAGUCCAGGCGCUGCUACCUUACCUCCGUCUCAUUGGGCAAGAGAACUAGGGCCGGGGCGCCCUUGGAAGAUCCGCGGGAAGCGAAGAAACUGGCUCCUCAUCCCGAGCCGAGGGGAUCCACUGUUGACGUUCCUUUGCAGGAAGCGCGGCCAAGCCAAACGGUAAGGGUCGGAUCGGAACUGCCCGAACGGGAACGGGAACAGCUCGUCGGUCUUCUGCGGAAAAAUGCCGACAUCUUUGCCUGGUCCCCAUCGGACAUGGAGGGGGUCGACCCAGAGGUCGCAGAGCAUCAUCUCAAUAUCCCACCUGACGCUCGCCCAGUGAAACAAAAACCCCGGCGCCACGCCCCUGACCGACAACGCGUCAUACGAGAGGAGGUGGGCCGACUCUUAGCGGCAGGCUUCAUAGAAGAAGCCAAGUAUCCCCAGUGGUUAUCCAAUGUAGUUCUCGUGAAGAAACACAAUGGAAGCUGGAGGAUGUGCGUUGACAACACCAGUCUCAACAGUGCGUGCCCUAAAGACUGCUAUCCCCUCCCGAAGAUCGACCGGCUGGUCGACGCGAUGGCAGGACACGCACGCCUCUCUUUCAUGGACGCCUAUUCAGGGUAUAACCAGAUCAGGAUGGCGCCCGAAGACAGAGAACGUACGGCUUUCCUCACCGAUCAAGGGAUAUACUUCUACAAGGUCAUGCCGUUCGGGUUAAAAAAUGCCGGGGCCACAUACCAGAGGACGGUAAACAAAAUGUUUGCCCAUCAAAUCGGCAGAAACAUGGAAGUCUACGUAGACGACAUGAUCGUAAAAAGCCGAGAGGCCAGAACGCACCUUGCCGACCUGGCCGAGGCCUUCGCCACGCUACGCAAGUUCCGCAUGCGGCUCAACCCCACAAAGUGCGCUUUCGGCGUCACCUCCGGGAAGUUCCUAGGAUUCAUUGUACACCAGAGAGGAAUCGACGCCGACCCAGAGAAGGUACAGGCAAUAAUCGAUAUGCAGACCCCCCGGACGGUUAAGGACCUACAGCGAUUCAACGAAAGACUUGUCGCCCUGUCCUGCUUCCUCGCCCGAGCGGGCGAUCGCUGCCUCCCGCUCUUCAAGGCGCUCAAAAACCCGAAGGAUUUCCAAUGGACAUCGGAAUGCGAGGAGGCCUUAAAGCAGCACCUGGCCAGCCUCCCUCGGCUCACCUCUGUCUCCCCCGGCGAGGAGCUGGGACUCUACCUAGCGGCCUCCCCGCAUGCGGUCAGCUCCGUCCUUGUCAAGGAAAGCUCCGGCCCGCAACUACCGAUCUACUACGUCAGCCACGUCCUGAGUGGACCUGAAGAGCGCUACCCGCCGAUAGAAAAACUCGCACUCACCCUGGUGCUCUCGGCUCGGAAGUUGCGCCCUUACUUCCAGGCGCACCCGGUGAAAGUCAUCACCGACCAGCCUCUCCGGCAGGUCUUAACAAAAUUCGAUGUUGCAGGUCGACUCCUCCGAUGGGCCGUGGAGCUCGGUGAACAUGAUAUCAGUUACGCACCCAGGACCGCCAUGAAGGCCCAAGCGGUGGCCGACUUCAUCGCGGAGCUGGCUCCCAUGGACGGAGAUCCCAAGCAAACCCCCGAGGCUUGGAUCCUACACGUGGACGGCUCAGCUAACUCAAGUGGUGCCGGAGCGGGGCUGGUCCUCCUCGCCCCUGACGGACGCUCGUUCGAGCGUUCCCUCCGCUUCGGGUUUAAAGCCACUAAUAACGAGGCGGAAUACGAGGCACUCCUAGCGGGAUUAAGGCUGGCCCUCGAAAUGCAGGUAAACGCAAUACACGUCCUCACCGACUCGCAACUUGUGGCCAAACAGCUCAACGGUGGAUAUGAAGCUCGGGAUGCAACCAUGGCCAAGUACCUGGCACGGGUAAGAGACCUAACCGCGAGGUUCCCUUACUUUACAUUAUCUAAUGUCCCGAGGGAGGAAAACGAGCGAGCCGAUGCGCUCGCUAAGCUGGCGUCAAGACAAACCCCCGAGGCAUGGCCAGAGAUUGAGGAGCUCCCCGCCCGCGCCAUCGAAGUAGCGACUAUGGCCCCAGGCGGUGCGCCGACUACGUGGGUGCAAGAGUUGCUGCGCUUCAAACGGGAUGGAACUCUCCCUCUCGACGAAGUCGCCGCUCGACGUCUAUGCCGCACACACGCGUGGUACGCCGAGGAGGGUGGUCGGCUUUACAAACGGUCCUUCACCCACCCCCUCCUGCGAUGCUUCAAACCUGACGAAGCACAGACAGUCUUGGCCGAAACUCAUGAGGGGGUCUGCGGCGAACACAUCGGCGGACGAACCUUGGCGCACAAGAUACUCCGCCAAGGCUACUACUGGCCAACCAUGUGCCGAGAUGCGAAAGCCUACGUGCAGCGGUGCGGAUCGUGCCAGCAACACGCCCGCGCACCCCGACAACCCUCGGUCCCGCUCUCCCCCAUCGACUGCGCAUGGCCUUUUGCCCAGUGGGGGCUGGACCUCCUCGGUCCCUUCCCACCGGCUUCUGGACAGCGGAAGUACAUAAUUGUAGGAGUAGACUACUUCACAAAGUGGGUCGAGGCCGAGCCACUGGCGACGAUCACGGAACAUCAGAUGGAGAAAUUCGUGUGGAAGAACCUUGUAACUCGGUUUGGGUUGCCCAGGGCCAUUAUCACCGACAACGGACCUCAGUUCGCAGGCACAAGGUUUCGGGAAUUCUGCGCCGGUCACGGCAUUCAACUAAGGUUCAGCUCGGUGGCCCACCCUCAGACGAACGGGUUGGCCAAGGUAACCAACCGGUCCAUCUUGGAUGGCCUCAAAAGAAGAGUGUCAGCGGCCCGAUCGAUCUGGACGGACGAGCUCCCUAGUGUGUUAUGGUCGCUGCGAACCACUCCCAAGACUGCGACCGGAGAAUCCCCGUACAGUUUGACGUUCGGAACCGAGGCCAUCCUACCACCCGAGAUGUCUAUCGCCACGCGUCGGACAAGGAGCUACGACGAGGAAACCUCGAACCAGGGACUUCGCGCCAGCCUCGACGUGCUCGAGGAGCGGCGCGCCGAUGCGCACCUGAAGGCCCUCUCUCACCAGAGAGCCGUCGCCAGGGCCUACAACAAAAAGGUGCGACCCCGACCGAUCAUGUUAGGUGAUCUAGUCCUACGAAGGGCCGAGGUCAGCGACCUGACCCGAACGAGGGGGAAGCUGGCCCCCAAGUGGGAGGGACCAUAUCGAGUUGUUGCCGUGGUCCGACCGGGUACGUAUCGACUCACAGCAAUGGACGGUUCCUCCUUGCCGAGAACGUGGAACAUCCAGAACCUCAAAAAGUUCUUUGUCUGA